This is a messenger RNA of Alternaria postmessia, 456 nucleotides long. RefSeq names its product Ubiquitin-conjugating enzyme E2 2 (gene UBC2). Gene Ontology annotation, biological process: DNA repair; protein polyubiquitination; proteasome-mediated ubiquitin-dependent protein catabolic process. The record is from RefSeq and is a predicted model, not a curated record. Lineage: Eukaryota; Fungi; Ascomycota; Dothideomycetes; Pleosporales; Pleosporaceae. Gene Ontology annotation, cellular component: HULC complex. Gene Ontology annotation, molecular function: ubiquitin conjugating enzyme activity. The transcript is spliced from 4 exons. The coding region runs from base 1 to 456 and encodes 151 amino acids.
AUGUCUACUGCAGCCCGCCGCCGCUUGAUGCGCGACUUCAAGCGCAUGCAAACCGACCCGCCUGCCGGCGUCUCUGCUUCUCCAGUUGCAGACAAUGUCAUGACUUGGAAUGCAGUCAUUAUCGGCCCCGCUGACACGCCGUUCGAAGAUGGAACCUUCCGCCUUAUCAUGCAUUUCGAAGAAGCGUAUCCCAACAAGCCGCCGGGUGUCAAGUUCAUCAGCCAGAUGUUUCACCCCAACGUAUACGGAACGGGCGAGCUGUGUUUGGACAUUCUCCAAAACCGAUGGUCGCCCACGUACGAUGUCGCGGCCAUCUUGACGAGUAUUCAGAGUCUGCUGAACGACCCAAACACAUCGUCCCCCGCUAACGUCGAAGCGUCGAACCUGUACAAAGAGAACCGCAAGGAAUACACCAAGCGUGUGCGCGAGACAGUGGAGAAGAGCUGGGAGGAUUGA